AUGACACAUGAAGGAAAAAACCCAAGGAAGCUAGCAUCGUCAGUGGAAUAUAGAAAGAAAAUUGCUGCAACAGUGAUGGGGAAGAAAGAUAAGCUGAUGGGGAAAAUGAUAGAGUUACAGGAGACAUCAUUUGCAUUUAUUCUCGUAUUCCACUUGUUUCUCCGUGCUAAGCUAAUCCAAAGAAUUACAGAAGACUAA
Molecule: messenger RNA, 198 nt
Organism: Dovyalis caffra
Lineage: Eukaryota; Viridiplantae; Streptophyta; Magnoliopsida; Malpighiales; Salicaceae
Source: the annotation of a GenBank genome assembly